Xenopus laevis (African clawed frog) is the source of this 6500-nucleotide messenger RNA. RefSeq names its product chondroitin sulfate N-acetylgalactosaminyltransferase 1 L homeolog (gene csgalnact1.L). Gene Ontology annotation, molecular function: acetylgalactosaminyltransferase activity; glucuronosyl-N-acetylgalactosaminyl-proteoglycan 4-beta-N-acetylgalactosaminyltransferase activity; glucuronylgalactosylproteoglycan 4-beta-N-acetylgalactosaminyltransferase activity. The coding region runs from base 974 to 2563 and encodes 529 amino acids. Gene Ontology annotation, cellular component: Golgi apparatus; Golgi cisterna membrane; Golgi membrane. The record is from RefSeq and is a predicted model, not a curated record. Gene Ontology annotation, biological process: chondroitin sulfate proteoglycan biosynthetic process. The transcript is spliced from 10 exons. NCBI's taxonomy places the organism in Eukaryota, Metazoa, Chordata, Amphibia, Anura, Pipidae.
GUGUUAGCGCCUGAUUCCAGUUUGACCUCAAGGUGGCGCUGUUGCAGCGUUCGUUCGGCUUUAACCUGUUUCCACACGACACCAAGCUGAGAACAAAAAUAAACGGUGCCUACUGAGGAAGAGAGGAAUAACCCGACACCUCACACCCUAUUUUCUGAUGGUUAUUUAGCCCGUUGUGUGCUUUUACUGAUUGCUUAUGAAGGCGCGAUUGCACGUUCGCCACUUAAUCACUUCUACUAGGUUGGUAAAGGGCGCGUUUCCCAGACACCUUCACUUGCUCAGCUUGUAGAGCUGGUUGAUGGGAGGAUGAGGGGAAAGUUUAUCUGAUCUUUAUUAGCAAAAACCGUAAACGCCCAGUGUCAGGGGCAGACCCACACGUGCUCCACAAUCGGUGCAGCCCUACCAGCAGCAUCUCCCUGCCAGUUGUCCGGAUCGAACCUGUCGGAUUACAGGAACUUCCCAGGAACUUUAACACGAAGAGAUCUCCCCGAGAGCUGUAACCAACACCGCAACAGCAGAUAUGAAGCUUUCAAAUUGCCAGCUUUGAAGAGACAAAAAGGACUUUCUGUGAUAUUCAGACUACACACCAAGUAACACCCUCAUCUAUUCACCUUUCAUUCUGACUUCCAAAUGUUGCCUGAUUGCUAUUUGUUGGAUACCAUUGGGUUGAGAAAGAUAACAUCCUUCAAUUCACAGUGCGGGAUGGAAGUUCGAAAUGAAUACUAAAUGACCGAGAACUCUUCCAAGACUAUAAUGAUACUGAACGGAAGUUUCAGAUGCAGCAUUACAUCUCUCCAUCACUACACUGGAAAUUGUUUAACAAAGAAGAGAUAUUCUUGAAAAAUGUUAUUUAACCAGAACUUAUGUAAAUAACAUUUAUUUUAUAGUAAAAUUCUUGAACUUUAUGUGAAUUUCUUUGUGAUGUGCUUUUUACCAUGAUAAGGAGGUUGGCAUUUCAGUACUGACUACAAGAAUGGUACGACGAGGUUUACUCAGCUGGAUUUCUCGUGUUGGAAUCCUACUGGUCUGUUUAUGCUGUGUUGUGUCAGUUUUAUACAUGCUAACAUGCACUCCGAGGUCUGAGGAUGAACAGCUUUUAUUACCCCGAGCUAAUAGCCCUACAGGAAAAGAAGGGUACCAUGCUAUCUUACAGGAACAAGAAGAAGAACAUCGAAAUUACAUUGCAAGCCUAAAAAAGCAAAUUGCUCAGCUGAAGGAUGAACUUCAGCAACGCAGUGAGCAGUUAAAAACUGUUCAGGGUCCCUACAGUGAAUCUGUAGGUGUAGCCUUUGAUCAUGGAAGCCCUGAGAAGGCCCAAAAUGACCUGAUAGACUUUUUGCACUCACAGGUUAACAAAGCUGAAGUACACAAUGGCAUCAAAGUUCCAACGGAGUAUGCAGCUAUUCCCUUUGAUAGUUUCACUUUACAAAAAGUAUACCAGCUAGAAACAGGCCUUACACGGCAUCCAGAGGAAAAGCCUGUCCGCAAGGACAAGAGAGAUGAACUUGCAGAGACUUUAGAUGUAGCACUGGAUGCACUGAAUAGUCCGGAUGAAGAUGGCAAUUCCCAUAGAAAAGUUUAUACAUCUGCUGACUUCAUUGAAGGGAUCUACAGAACAGAAAGAGAUAAAGGCACACUUUAUGAAUUAACUUUCAAAGGAGAGAAAAGCCAGGAAUUUAAACGUCUUGUUCUGUUCCGUCCAUUUGGACCAAUCAUGAAAGUGAAAAAUGAAAGACUCAACAUGGCCAAAGUCAUUAUGAAUAUUAUUGUGCCUCUGGCAAAAAGAGCAGACAAAUUUCAGCAGUUCAUGCAGAAUUUCAGAGAAGUGUGCAUUCGCCAGGAUGGAAGAAUUCACCUUACUGUGGUCUACUUUGGAAAAGAACAGGCGCAAGAAGUACGAUCAAUACUUGAAAAUACCUCUAAAGCUGCAAACUUCAAAAACUUCACUUUUAUUCAGUUGAAUGAGGAAUUCUCUCGUGGGAAAGGCUUAGAUGUUGGAGCACGUGCUUGGAAAGGAAGCAAUGUCCUUCUGUUUUUUUGUGAUGUUGAUAUCUACUUCACUGCUGAAUUUCUUAAUUCAUGCAGAAUAAAUACACAGCCAGGAAAAAGAGUUUUUUACCCAGUUCUUUUCAGUCAGUAUAACCCUGCAAUAAUUUAUGGGCAUCAUGAUGCAAUUCCAUCCAUCGACCAACAACUAGUUAUUAAAAAGGACACUGGGUUUUGGAGAGACUUUGGAUUUGGAAUGACUUGUCAAUACCGUUCAGACUUCAUAAACAUAGGUGGAUUUGAUUUAGAUAUCAAAGGGUGGGGAGGAGAGGAUGUUCAUCUUUACCGCAAGUACCUUCACAGCAACCUAAUUGUCAUCAGGACGACAGUGAGAGGUCUUGUUCAUCUGUGGCAUGAAAAGCGAUGUAUGGAUGAACUUACUCCAGAACAGUAUAAGAUGUGCAUGCAGUCAAAGGCUAUGAACGAGGCUUCUCAUGGACAGCUAGGAAUGCUGGUCUUCAGACAUGAGAUAGAGGCUCACUUACGGAAACAGCGAGUUGGCAUAAAGAAAUCAUGAUGCCCAAAGAGGUCCACCUAUUGUGUCCAGUCCAAUAGCAACCUCAUCAAGGCACAUGAGAAAUACAAAAUUGUUAACCAAGUGUGUUAUGAAGAAUAGUUAAAAUAGACAGUGUAACCAACAUGUCUUUAAUAGAAGGCACCAUACUGUAAAGUAAAGAAAUGAUAAUUCAUCUGGUGUAUAAAAUUAGGAUAUUAAUUGAUAUGGACAAAGAUUAAAGACUGAGUAUUCCUUAACUUAGCUUUGAGACAGCAUUAAUAAAGUGCUGUGAUUAAGUGCUUGACAUGAACCUGCACUCAGAAGGGCUCUAGGAGGAAUGUUUAUCUCAAGAGAAUGCCAAACUUCAAUAUGCUUGAGAAACCAAAAAGUGAGGGCCAUGCACAUCAUGGAGAAUGCACAGGUACUCAGGAACCUUUUUGAGCAAAGAUGGGACACUCCAGGUUUUUUAAGGCGCACUUUAGGGUUAGGGUUUUGCAUAUGUUUAAUUUUGUAUUUUAUAGAUAUGGGGUUUAAGUGGACAAUAGAGCAUUUUAUAAAGGCUAGUGUCAAAAAAUAACUCUCCUGGAAGGAAGAAAGUUUAAGAAAAAUCGUGUAGUUACCAGUUGCAUUUUGAACAGUAUGCUACAUGUUAGAAAAUGAAAGCAAAGACCUGACCCAACUACACUUGUGCCUCUUGAAGAAAAAAUAAUAUGAAUAUUGUGAAACAUGAUGUGUACAAGUAAAUUGCUACUAUUUUCAGCAAUUCCCUAUUCCAGUCUAUUAGACUGUAACUAUUUGUUUUAUAUGUCUCUAAUAUCCAAAGUUGCUAUGCAUUUGCACAUUAAUGGAGUUAUGUAAUAAAAGCUGCAAAGUUUGCUACAGGGUAGUCACCAACCAAUCAGCUGCCACCUGUUUAACAGCAAACAUCUUAUUGGUUGCUAUGAGUUACAGCAACCAGGCAACUUUGUUUUAUUACAUAUUUCUUCCAUAAACAGUUGUUACCAUCAAGAGAAGAGCUCAGCCAUGUGGAUAGAGAAUAUAGAGGCAGAACUUAUUUAGAAAAUGCCUGUAAAGUCGCAUGGCAAUAAUCAUGUAUUUUAUAGGUAUAUAUGCAUCAGUGCAUAUUAUAAACCUUAUUUAUAUCAAAACAUUUGUGGGUCUUGAUACAGGAUGUUGUGUGUUGAAGUAAACACAUUUAUAGAAGAGAAACAAACAAUUAUGUGAUAAUAACAGAGGUUAUGAAUUUAGUUAUUUUAAGUUUGCUACUCGGCUAUUAACCCAAUCGGCAAGUAAUCAGCCGGUAGAGCAUUUUCUGGUGAUCUGUGUGAAAUACAAGCAUUUGAUGGUCGCUAUGGGUUACUAGGCUUAAUGCUUUUUGUUAUUUAAUUACCUGAAUGGUGUGUAAUGGAUGUAAUAGAUACAGAGUGUGUAUCCAUUGGAUAAAAGUUUGUAAAUUUUAUUGCAUUUACAGAAUGUGCAGGGCUUUAUACUAGCGAUGUGCGCGUCAGGAAAGCCGCACCCUGCACCUGACCCUAAUCCACAAAUGUUUGACCCACCCUACACCCGUAGCUGCGUCAAAUAAUAUUUGUAAAUUCAUAUUUUAACAAAUAUUCCUCUUUUUGUUGUAUCAACUCUUUGUAUAGCAUGUGUCCCUAAUUAAAAUGACUUCUCCAAAUCAAGAAAAUGUGUCUAGAAUGAUCUAAAACAUGACCAGACAUAUCACUAAGUCUCUCAGCUACAUAAGUAUAUUUCAUAUAACAAUGAAUGUGGUUUCCAUUCAGCACACACCUUCCUAGGUAGCGGAGUCUCCAAAUCACUGUUUCUCACCCAAAGGAGCAGGUAUCUAUUCUAAACGCUGUCAAUAUAAUUGCUGUCCCCAAGGGUUAAUUAAUGAGUUACAGUCUAAUUAGCAUUACUCUAAUUAAUGAUUACAGCUAACUUCUUUAAAGGUAGCCAGGCUGGCCCUAAAACAACUCAACACAUCUCCUGGUGUCUGAUCUAAAAAAAUGGGGGUAUAUAUGGAUAAUGUAUAAAUAUCUAUAUAUAGGAAAACAUCUGACAAAGGGCAUUGCAGUUGUUAAAUAUGUAUAUAUUUUUUUUGUUUUAGUAGUCGCUCUAGAGAACAAGAAGCAGACAGCUUUGCUUUUUUUGUAUAUGUAUUCUAUUGUUUGCCCGAUGGGUUUGGUUGUUUAUAUAUAUAUAUAUAUAUAUAUAUAUAUAUAUAUAUAUAUAUAUAUCUCUCUUGCUGAUUUCAUUGUACCAUUUAAAGACAAGUGCCUAGGCCAUGAGAACCUGCACCUGAGUUUUCUGUGAUUUGGGGAUUUGUAGUAAGUAGAGUUACUGCUGAUAAAGCAAGUACCUAUAAUAAACUGUGCCUUUCUUCUCUGGUUUUUCAAAUUGCAACUUAGCUUUAGUAAAAAGUGUGCAGAAAGUUAAUAUAUGUUCUUUUUUCAGUAAUGUAAAAUGGCAUCCUCACCUUUGUCUUUAAUACAUAGAAUGGCACGUUAUAAUGCCAUUUAUAUAUGGAAAAAUGGACAUUAAUAUUGUUUUAUGUUUCUUGAAUAAGUAUGACCCUUAAAUAAAAUAGACUGAACAGAAAAAGAUGGCCCUGUAAUAUUGGGAGGCAGUAAAAUUAUUUUACUUUUUUUAUGCAAAAGCUCAAGGUGGCUUGUAUGAUGCUAUGACAAAAUAAUGGCACACCCUUGAGAUAGACAUAUGUAUGUAUGCCAUAAAGAAUGGAAGCAAGUAGAUUUAUUUUCUUGAAUAUUAAUAAUCCUAUAAACAUGUAAAGUAUCGUCCUGAACCCCAUAGCACUUAUUCUGCAGCAUAUUCCUCCUCCUUUUUGUAAUUUGCAAGGUAUGACUGUAUUAGGAGUGACUUAAUUCAGUAUACAGGCGCCAGUGAGAUUUUACAAAAUGUUUUGUCAAUUCUAAAAGUUGUUUUAAAUAAAGAUUCACUGCCUCUGUCUUCUUUCUAUUACUUAAUUUGUAUGUCGGUAGCAAAUAGGGCAAGUAUCAGGGGUUUAGCACAAGUCCGUUCUCUGAAUAUGGUAGUGUGGAAUAAACUGUAUCUCUUAGCUUAGGCUGUUACUGUCACAAAUUAUCAUAUGGCACCUUCUAAUUUGUGAUUUUCAGAAAUUCUUUAUGUAUUGAUUUUAGGUAAUCAUUAGGUGAUUCUGUAAACUUUCCAGCAUAAAAAGCAGCAGUCACUAUCACCACUUUUUAUGUUGUAUUUUACAUUGCUUCUUACACUUGCAUGGGUUUCACCAUGUCUGAGAUACUGUAAACUAAUGGUGGAAAUUACAGCAGGUGGCACAAUAGAAAAUAGACACAUCUAUAUAUAUAUAACGAUUUUAGGGAUCACAAUUGACAGCAGGCCUCUCCAAAGAUUUUUUGGGGGGGCCAACAUGUUCUUGUUUCGCUACUGGGUUUCAAGGAAAACAUUCUUAAUUUUAACAUAAAAAAUAGCCUAAUACUGUAAAGACAUCCCAAAAAAGGAGUGUCUAAAUGAGACUGUCCGUGUUCAAUAAAUAUAAUCAAAAUGUAUGUAUAUGUAUAUGGAGUAAAUAUGGGUGCUUUUCUAAAUGCCAUCAAACUUGUGGCAACACAGCGGCAGUUGAUCUCUCUGGAUAAGUAUUUCCAUACAGUACAUGUACAGUAUCUGCAUCAAAACUCAGAGCUUAAAAAAAAGUCUAUUUUUAUAGAGUAAAAAUUAUUGCUUACAGUGAUGGGGACUAUGCUUUAUGUUUACAUUGUUUUAAAGCAGAACAUGAGGAUGUCUUUAGUUUCUUAUUUUUAAGGAUAUUUGGAGGGGGUAUUUCAUAGGAUUCCAUUUUAAUAUAUUGUUUUGUGCAAAAAAUUUCUUUAUAUAUUCAGUGAUAUUCUGAGAUCUUUGCUUUAAUUAUGUAUGUAUGUAUAAAUAAUUUAUUUGCAAAUAAAGCAAUUCACCUUUGCAUUUG